CAUUCUUGCAAGCGUUAUUGCUACUUAUAUCACCGUUCCACACUUGGCUAAUAAACAGUUUCUGUUAAGUUUUUGUUGAUAAAAUGCCAAGUAAAUUAUUAAAAAAAGGAAAGUUGAAACGUAAUUUUUGGUUGGCAAGUGAGGUAGAAUGCAUGUUAAAAUUGAUCAAAGAUAUGCAAUCCUCCCAAGGAACCACAGCCACAACUCAUUUUACGUUUGUGCAGAUAGCUAAUAAAAUGAGAAAAUAUGGUUUUGUAAACAAAUCACCAACCCAAAUACGAAGGAAAUGGUUUCAAAUGAAAUCUGCAUAUUUAUGUUUUAAGCGAGGAAAUACAGAAAGGCUGUUUUUAAUUCCAGAGAGAUUCAGAUCCAUUAUUGCACAAUUUGUUGAAGCAGAAUAUAAAAAUGGAAAAUCUCCGAGUGCCUGCUUGGUGACAGGUGACAGAGACCAAGAAAGUAACAUCAACACUGAUAUAAGCGGUACGUAUGGAAAAUUUUUGACUAAUGUAAGAAACAAUUGUUUCCUGUUGAAUAGAGACUUUAGAGAAAUGAACAAAUCCUUAAUAUUAUUUGAACGUAAACAACAAAGUAUAAGAGAUUCAUUAUUCGCUAAAUUUUUUAAUAAUUUUCUACACAGUACGAGUUAAAAACACACUAUUAAAACAUUGCAAUAUUGUAUAUGACUUUAAUCAGAAAAUGAAGUAGAAAAAUUCCUCAUUCUAUAUUUUGAAUGUAACUAAGCAAUAAUAAUUAUUUCUCUGACUUUACAAUGCAUAGCUUUUGCAACUGUGUUAAAAUGCUUUAUAAUAUUUUAUUUAAUGUAAUUUUAACCUACAUUUUAAGAUUGAUAAGUUAUUCCACAAUAUAAAAUAGUUAUUUGAAUAUCAUUUAUGUAGAAGCAAGUUAGCAUUUGAAAACACGCCAGCAUCUGUAUAACGACUGUAAUGCGAAACCCCAACAUUAAAAAUAAUUUCGUUUCUGGCGCCUUUGCAUCUUCUAGGUCGUGAAAAAGUAAAAAGCAAACGUCUUAAAUUAUUAAGAGCCAGACAAGUUGAGAAUAAAUAAAUUUGUUUAGUAAAAAUCCCCAUUGCUUAUAAUCUAAAUUAAAAUCCAAAACGCCUUUGAUUACAAUAAUAAUUAAAUUAAAUAACUAUAAUAAAAUAAAUCAGUCACGAAUAACUUACAAUAGUAAUAGAUAGUAACAGAAUUUAAAAGUACUAAAAAUAUUAGAGUGCUUCAUAUUAUCUUAUAUUAUUUACUCUUUUAAUGAAUUAUAUACGUUCCCCUGAAAUUAGACCCAUUAUUGGACUAGUGGUCAUGUAGAAAUUGAACGUAUGAUUAAGUUCAAGAUCAGUAACUCGGAGCAGUUAAAAAUGCUGUUUAUAAAAUCUCAAAUUAAAACAACAAAUGGGUCAGAAAAAUGCAUGGUAAUGUGUAAAAUUAAAAUUACUGCAACAAAAAUUAUAUCGCCUAAUCUUUAAUAACAUAUGUAAUAUAAGCCUUAUUGCUUAUAUGACAAGAUCUUGAGUUGGUGAGGUAUUAAGCAUUAGUAAGUUUUUGUGAUAAACACUUCAUCCUUUAUUAUUAAAUUCUCAUUUUUCUUACUACAUCAGAAGUAAAUAGAUUCCGUAUUUAACGUCAUGCUAUUUCUUUUCUCGUAUCAGAUUAUCGAUAACUUAUUUAAACAGGGGCCACAUACACAGAGAAACAAUACUACUGCAAAAACUACAGUAAAUUAAUGUUUCUUUAAUGUUUUAAAGUUUGUUACCAGCAGUUACGGGUUUGAAUUUUCCAGAAUACUUGAUUUAUGAAUGUUCAUUUUCAUGGAUCAUGUUCGAGCAAUUCAGUGAUAUAUCAAACCCAAAGUUACUUGAGAUUGAUUCAUUGCUAAAUUCUAUAACUAAUUAGUUCUCAAGAUACCGAGGCUUCUAAAUAUAUACAAGGCUUGCAAGGCUCUAUCAUAAUUACAACGCAGCAUUGAGUGUUUCAUCCACUUAUCCUACAUAUCAUAAAAAAAUACAUAAUAAUUCAUAUUCUAAAAAUAUUUAUAUACGUAACUACAAAUAUUUCUUGAAAGUGGUCUCUAGAAGUCAAACUCUAUUGAGACCGUUGUUGGAGACUUUACUCUAUAUACAGACUUAUCUUCAGACUUUGUUUUCACGGCAAAUGUUGUCAACUAUGGCUAACCAUGGUGAACCAAUAGCAUUUUCUUUUUUAAUUCGAAAAUCAGAACAUUUUGAAUUUUAGUAAGAUAUGUAUUGAGGUUUGUAGCCAAGUCUAAGUUUUUCUAGGCGUGUUCCAAACGUAAUUUGCAACUUCAGUAUGUUAUAUCGCUAGUAGUGGACACCAAGAAUUCUAUUAUAGAAUAAGAUAUUCUAUUUUUCUUGGUGUGUAUAUUUCACAAAAUUUGAUUUGAAAAUUCGCUAUUUGCUUAUUAUUUA
Molecule: messenger RNA, 2441 nt
Organism: Teleopsis dalmanni
Lineage: Eukaryota; Metazoa; Arthropoda; Insecta; Diptera; Diopsidae
Exons: 2
Coding region: 84-647 (187 amino acids)
Source: RefSeq, a predicted model, not a curated record